This is a messenger RNA of Fopius arisanus, 1990 nucleotides long. RefSeq names its product peptidylprolyl isomerase domain and WD repeat-containing protein 1. Gene Ontology annotation, biological process: protein peptidyl-prolyl isomerization. The record is from RefSeq and is a predicted model, not a curated record. Bases 133 to 1968 code for a protein of 611 amino acids. Gene Ontology annotation, molecular function: protein binding; peptidyl-prolyl cis-trans isomerase activity. NCBI's taxonomy places the organism in Eukaryota, Metazoa, Arthropoda, Insecta, Hymenoptera, Braconidae. The transcript has 3 exons.
AGAAAAAGUUAACCAAUGACUGGAGCAAAUGGCGAUGCCUGCAGCUGCUAAUUUUUGGAGAAAGAGGAUUGAAAGAUGAGAGAUGUUUGUUGAUGCUUUGAUAUUUUGAAUUUGGAAUCUCCAAUUGUGAAAAUGUCAGGAGAAAAGAGGGAAAUCGAGGGAGAUGAAAAUGAUUGUGAAUGGGUUGGUCCCAAACUUGCCGAAGCAGCGCCCGCCAAAAAACAAAAAGUUCUCGAGUAUGAGAAGGUUUACGUCGACAAUUUGCCGUGCUGCGAGUGCUACGAGAAAUCAUACAUGCACAGAGACGUUAUCAGCCACAUAGUUGUGACAAAGACAAAUUUUGUGAUAACAGCCAGCACUGAUGGCCACGUCAAAUUCUGGAAGAAACAGGACGAGUUGAUUGAAUUCGUGAAGCAUUUUAGGGCUCAUAUUAUGUCGAUACAGGGACUGGCUGCGAGUUACAAUGGAGUUUAUGCAGCCACAAUAAGCCUGGAUAAAACUCUCAAGAUCUUCGAUGUCGUUAAUUUCGACAUGAUCAACAUGAUGAAAUUCGAAUACACUCCAGGCUGCGUCGAGUGGAUCUACACGUCUGGUGACGCGAUAUUUGCGAUUGCCAUUUCUGACAGAGACUCUCCAAAUAUUUAUGUCUACGAUGGACAGGCCACAGAGAGAGCUCUCCACGUAUUCCAGGAUCUCCAUAAAAAGCCUGUCGUUGUAAUGAAGUACAAUCCAGUCUUCGAAACAUGCAUAACGAUCGAUGAGUCCGGGUUCCUGGAGUACUGGACAGGACCGAAAUCGGAGUAUCAGUUCCCCAGGUGUGUCUCCUUCGAGUCGAAGCUAGACACAAAUCUCUACGAAUUUGCAAAAAAUAAAACGCACCUGUGCUGCCUUGCGAUAUCCCCAGAUGGAAAAAGAUUUGCGUCACUCAGCAGUGAUCGAAAGGUUCGGGUCUUCAAUUUUUUAACUGGAAAAUUGUACAGAGUCUUUGACGAGUCGUUGCCGAGAUUUUCAGAGCUCCAGCAAACAACACAACAGCUGCCCAACAUGGAGUUUGGUAGAAGAAUGGCAGUGGAAAGGGAUCUGGACAAAACAGAUACAAAUCUGGGGAAUAUAAUUUUCGAUGAGUCCGGGUAUAUAAUUAUGUAUAGUACAAUGUUAGGGAUUAAAUUGGUGAAUUUGUAUACCAGUCGGUGCAUUCGAAUAUUGGGAAAGCCUGAGAAUAUUCGUCCGAUGCAGCUGGCCCUGUUCCAGGGAAAAGCCCGGAAGACAGCAUCAGUGACGGUGGAAAUGGAAGCAUCGGAGAAUCCCACCCUGGAGCUGAACAAGCCAGAUCCCACGCUCUUCUGCACGGCUCACAAGAAGAACAGAUUCUUCAUGUUCACGAGACGUGAGCCUGAGGAUUCCAAGGGCUCGGAGUGCGACAGGGACGUCUUCAACGAGAAACCCUCGAAGGAGGACAUAAUCUCGUCGACAGAUGCCACCAAUAUGCAGAAGAUUUACGACACAGCUGUCAUUCACACUGCCCUCGGGGAUAUCCACGUCAGCCUCUUUGGGAAAGAUGUCCCCAAGACUGUGGAGAAUUUCUGCGUUCACGCCAAGAAUGGCUACUACAACAGCCACAUCUUUCACAGGGUAAUCAAAGGCUUCAUGAUACAGACUGGAGAUCCCACUGGUACUGGCACUGGCGGUGAGAGCAUAUGGGGAGGAGAAUUCGAGGAUGAGUUCAGGUCACAUCUCAAACAUGACAGACCUUACACUCUCAGUAUGGCUAAUGCCGGAGCUAAUACUAAUGGAAGUCAAUUUUUUAUUACUCUUACUCCAACGCCAUGGCUGGACAACAAACACACUGUCUUUGGUCGUGUAGUCAAGGGAAUGGAAGUUGUACAGAAUAUAAGUCAAGUGAAAACAAAUCCCAAGACGGAUAAACCGUAUGAUGAUAUCAGGAUAGUGAGUGUAUCGGUUAAAUAAAUAUAUUUUUUUUUACAAUAAA